AAAGUUGUAUCUCUCUAAAACUCAAACCUCUUCUUUUCUCCUCCUUCUCUCUAGAAAUUCUUCAUCUCCUUUCAUCUUUUCUUCAACCAGCCACAGUCUAAGAAAUUUUGGGAGUCAAGAGUUUCUUUUCCACCAAUCAAAAAUCAAGCUUAGAGUUGGUGUUCUUGGGAUUUUCUAGGGAGGAAGCAAAGUCUGGAAAAGAAUAAUCGUUGUUCGGUUCGGUCAAGAGGUAAGGGAAGCUAACUAAUUUAAUUACUUGGUUUGAUGUAUGAAUAUAUUAUUUGAUGAUUAAGCAUGUGUAUGAAAUUGAUUUGGAUGAUUUUGUAUAAAUGUAAAAUUGAAUGAUUUUUGCUCGGCUGAAUUGGUGUGGACUGUUAAAUGACUAUGUUCAUGAUGAUUGUAAUUAUGUUGAGUUUCUGGUUCAUUGCCGAGUGCAUUGUGAAGAAGUGGAUAGUAAAAUUUGAGAAAUGAUGUUCGUUGUGAAUGUGGUCGGUAUAGAGAAUCUGGGUAAAUGGUAUAAGACUUGUUAGAACCAUUGAAUUACUUAAAACUGUAAUAAAGUUAGGAAAUCUGAUUUUUGGUCUUUGAGUUGAUGAUUCUGCAUAAUUGACUCUCAAAUUUGAGAUGAAACUCUAUAAAUGAUGUUAGAAAGGUUUAGGUAUUCUUAGUUUAGUUUAGAAAUGUGUAUGAUUCAUGUUUGGAGGAUUAGAAGUUUGUAAAAAUGUUUAGUUUUGGUAAAAUUUGAUGUGUUCAUAAUUCUGCAGAACUGAGGGUUCGUGGUUGACCGCUCGGCCAUGCUCUGAUUUGGCCAUUAGGUCUUCUUCUACGUUCGGUUAUUAAUUGGGUUCGAUGUCUUUGAAGUCCUCCCAGUUCAUGACCAUUCGGCUUUAGUAGCGCUCGGUCUUGUACUAGCCGUUAGGCUAGUGAUAGAGCUCGGUCUUGUACUAGCCGUUAGGCUAGUGAUAGCGCUCGGUCUUGUACUAGCCGUUAGGCUAGUGAUAGCGCUCGAUCUUGCACUGGUACUCGGUUUGGUAUUGGUGUUCGGUCUUAACUAGUUCGGCCUCUGAUGGGCCUUACCUGUUAAUGAGAUCUCUCUUAGUGGUCGGUCUUAAAUAGUGUACGGCCACUCCUUCAGUCUUAGCUGUUAUGAACCGUUCGGUCCUAUUCAGUGGAUAGUGAAAGACCGCUCAGUCUUACUAAGUGUUCGGUCUAAGUUCUUAGUAUUCGAUUUAACUCUAGUUUUCGGUUGUUCUAGUAUUCGGCCCUAAAACUGUGUUCGGCUCAUGCUUGAGUCUUACUCUUAAAUGACCGUUCGAUCAUGUUAGUAUGUAGGGAGAGUUUCUCCCAUUCGGUCUUGUUAACUAGGUUAAAUUGAUAUUUUUCAUUCGGUCUUGUUAACUAGGUUAAGUUGAUCUUUUUCGUUCGGUCGUGUUCAAGAAUGAUGGUUAUUUUACUGAUCAGUUUGAUUAUACUUAAAUGUGAUGGAUGAGGAAGUAUGUUGGUAUUGAAGUAUGGUGUGAUAAUUAUAAUGUAAUGUGAAGGUAUGAUGAGAUACUUAUAAUAUGGAUAUGAAAGAGUAUUCCACGGAGGAAUAUCUCAUGGUUGGUUAUUGGAAUGGUAAAGUAUGAAUGUGGACAAAGCUUAGCUGGCGUUUAUCCUGAUAUUCUGUGAUUGCUCAUUCUCACGUAGAGAAGAGUAACUCAUGUGUGGGAAUGGCAGGAGGUCCUAGACCAUAAGGUGAACUUGGGCGGAACGGACUAACCUCGGGUGACAGCUGUUGAGGGCAUCCCAGCUAUUACAUCACCCGGGUGCAAAAACGUCGUAGCUACACAGAAUUCAUACAGUUCGGACAGUCAGAGAAAGUAGUCGGUCAUUGCAUGUAUUACUGUAUGGUUAUGGUUGGAAAUGUAUGAUUGGCUGUUACAUGAUUGACCUAUUGAUUUAUCUCAAAUUUGUGUGUAUUAUAUGUUGUACUGAAUUAAUUAAAUUACACUAGCUUACCCUUAUUUUCCUGUCUUGUCAUGUGGUCCAUUCGGUCGUCCUUGUCUUUGCAAUGAUCACCCGGUGGGUGUGAGCAGAAGGUGCAGAUGACUUUCUAGAGCAAGUGCUAGGAGAAGAAGGUAGUUUAAGAGCAAGAUUGUUCGGUCUUGUACUCCUGUUGUAAUUGUGUAGGACCAUUCGGUCAAUACACUCCUUGUAUGACCGAUCGGUAAGCUCUUUUGGUGUAUUAGUAUUGUUUCUUUAAAGUUUUUAAUUUAUGGUUAUUUUAGGAUAACUGUAAAUUAACUUUAUUUUUCCUUGUAACUGUUCUAUUUUAUUGUAAAUGUAAGAACCCUUAAGUACAGUUUAAAGCUAUAUUUUUGGGAUGUUACAUUUACCGUCAGCACUGUUGUUCCCCACUAGCUAAUUUUCCACUUAUGAAGUUGUUGUUCAUCAUUCAUAUGACUAUUCACAAUGAGUUUGUACUAUCCACCGCCAACAUUUUUCCGAUGAGUUUAUUUUUUCAUGAAGUCUUUUCCAGUUGGUGUUGUUGUUCAUCACAGUUCUCCAUGAGUAUGGUUUAUUGUUGAUGUUUUUUGAUACAGCCCAAAUAUCUAUUGGGCCAAACAAUAUAUUGGACAAAGAAACAAAAGAGCAAAGGAAAUGGGGACAAGUUUAUAGCAGGAGAAAAAAAUAAAGGGGUUGAGGUGGACAGAAUUAGUUAGAGAGAGAGAAUUGGAGGAUCCUAAAAGAUUUCCUUUUUCGUUAUUACCUUUAUAGUGUCAGGGGAGUGUGUGGGGGUGAACAUUCUGUUUUUGAACAAAAAUAGAGUGAAGAGUACCGUUUUGGUCUCUUAAGGAGCCUAGCUCUGGGCAGUAGGUUAUUCCUUCUGUUUUUGCCUUGAUUUCAAUGAAACAGGAUCUGUGAUCCUUUCUAUAUUCUCUUUUCCUCUUAUUUUAUUACUUGUCUUGUGGUUUCCUAACAUUUCUGGUCCGACCUGCCGGAUAACUUCAUUAGAGGGUGAAUGGUUAACACUCGAGCAGACAGCAAAAAACAAUAGGAACCAGUGGUUUCGGGAACAAUGGAGGAUAGGGUAGGGUAUGUUGAAGAAGAAGUUAUUCGAAUGAAAGCGAUAAUGGAAGAGUUGCGUCUGCAAGCAUCUCAGAAUCAUUCAGCACUAGAAGAGAUGAGAAAAGAAGUUGCAGAAAAUCAAACAAAAAUGAUGGAGUUGAUGACGAGGAGUUUUGAAAAGAGGAUUAAUGAAGAGGGUGAAGGUUCGGUGGGAAACAAAAAAACAAAGACUAAGGAAAACACCAAGGUUGGAGCGAGUCUGACAGCCCUAGAAGGGGAUCCUCUGGCGGAGUUUCCACAAUCAGUAAAAAGGAUUGAGUUACCAACAUUCAAUGGCAAUGACCCUGCGGGAUGGAUUUCAAAAGCGGAGAUUUACUUCAAGGUUCAGGAGACCAGCGAGAUGGUGAAAGUAAAUCUGGCUCAUUUGUGCAUGGAAGGAGGGACAAUCCACUUUUUCAACUCGUUGUUAAACGAUUAUGAGGUGUUGUCAUGGGAUAAUUUGAAGAAGGAGUUGCUUGAACGUUACGGAGGAAUGAGGGAAGGGAGUGUAUAUGAUCAAUUGACAACGCUGAAUCAAACAGGGAGCAUGGAUGAAUAUAUUGGACGAUUUGAAUGCUUGAUCGCCCAAAUUCCUAAACUCCAUGAUGAGCAAUAUUUCUCAUAUUUUACCCAUGGGCUAAGGGAGGAGGUCCGAGCUAAGGUGCGAAGCUUACAUAUCGCAAACCCUCUAACCUGGGGACGUUUGAUGAAUGUUGCUCUUGCUGUUGACCUGGAGGUGUCUGGAUGAAACAGAGGGUGGCAUAGGCGGAACGAGGCACAGGCAAUAGGAGGUGAAAAUUUGGGUCACAAAACCGGAUCCAACAUAAUAGGACGAGUGGGUCAAAAAGGGUAUGGAGCUAAUGGCUGGAGUAAUGGGUCAGGCCCAAACUGGAAGGGUGGUGCAAAUGAUAAGGGGUCAGGGGGAGCACGUGAGAGGGGCGUGCGUCACUUAUCUUAUCAGGAUUUGGUGGAUAGGAAAAAGAAAGGGUUGUGUUUCAAGUGUGGUGGGCCGUAUGGGCCAAAUCAUCAAUGCCCCAUUAAACAAUUAAGGGCCAUAGUGGCCGAAAAUGAGAUUCAGGUUGAGUUUGAAUAUGAAGAAGGAACCCUAAAAAGUGACGACAAGGGUGAAACGGAGGAAGUCGAUGGAGUUUGUAGUGCCAUCAAUUUCUUCGUGCUGGAGAAAGAGACUCGAGAUGCACCCAGAACGAUGAAACUAAAAGGAAUGAUCAAAGGAGUACCUCUUCUCAUUUUGAUAGAUUCCGGAGCGUCUCACAACUUCAUUUCGAGAAGGUUAGUGAAAGCAAUGGAAUGGGAGUGGAAAAAUACGCGGAGGAUGCGUAUAUUGAUGCGAGAUGGGCAUCAAACAGAAACAGCCAGGGUUUGUCGGGGGUUGAAGAUUGUUCUUGAGACAGGGGAGUUCGUAGUGGAUGCGUUUUUAUUCAAACUCGAUGAUAUUGAUCUUAUCCUUGGCAUGGCAUGGCUGGAGUCAUUGGGAGAGAUGUGGGUAGAUUGGAAGAAGCAAAUCAUGAAGCUUAAUUUAGCCCAAGGGAUUAAAGUGCUUAGAGGGACAGAGCAAAGUGAAUCCUUGAGUUCUAGUCUUUGCAAGUUUGAAAUCGAAGGGGAGGCUAAGAAAGAAGAAGAAACAAAUCAAGCUUUGUUGGAAAAAUUAAAACAAACGUUGGGUCAAUAUGGAGAUGUGUUCAAGGACCCAGAAGGUCUACCUCCAAAACACCAAAAGGAGCAUUGUAUCAACUUGCUCCCCGAAAGUGCACCAGUUAACGUGAGGCCUUAUCGGUAUCCGUUUCCCCAGAAAAAUGAGAUAGAGAAUCAGGUUCAUUCAUUGUUGGUAGUGGCGCAUGGUGUUUCUUAAACUGAAACCUCACAGGAAACACUCUGUUAUUUCGCGCAUCAGUCCUAAGCUUAGUGCAACGUACUACGGACCUUUUGAAGUCAUUGAAAGGGUUGGAGAAGUAGCUUAUCGGUUGCAGUUACCACCCAAUUCAAAAAUACACCCUGUGUUUCAUGUUUCGUUGCUCAAGAAGGCCAUUGGGGAGUAUAAAACAGCAGAAGGACUGCCAACAGGACUAGAAGAGGACCAAUCAGAGAUGUGGUUACCCCAGAACGUGUUGGCUACUAGAAGCAUACUCAAGGAGGGAGAAAGGGUUAACCAAUGGUUAGUGCAUUGGAUGGGAAAAACAGCAGAAGAAGCAACGUGGGAGGAUGAGAUGUCAAUGAAGGUCCAAUUUCCAACUUUUAGUCUUGAGGACAAGACUAUCUUUCAAGAGGGCGGUAUUGAUACAGCCCAAAUAUCUGUUGAGCCAAACAAUAUAUUGGACAAAGAAACAAAAGAGCAAAGGAAAUGGGGACAAGUUUAUAGCAGGAGAAAAAAAUAAA
Molecule: messenger RNA, 5484 nt
Organism: Vigna angularis (adzuki bean)
Lineage: Eukaryota; Viridiplantae; Streptophyta; Magnoliopsida; Fabales; Fabaceae
Exons: 2
Coding region: 3062-3838 (258 amino acids)
Source: RefSeq, a predicted model, not a curated record